AUGAAGAGAAUCGGCAAAAAUAAGCAAGCUUUUGGAGUAAGAAGAAAAGAAACAAUGAUCGACAAACUGCACGAAGAUUGCCUCAUAUCCAUAUUCCAGAAGUUGGACUUCAUUGAUCGCGUACGUCUUGAGGUCGUGUGUCAUAAAUGGUUCGAAAUACUACAGAAGCAAGCAACUUAUGCGAACAUUAAAGAAUUGAAUAUGGCUGAUUUUUUAGUAAAUAAUUCCAGUGGAUACUUUCAGCAGGAAUUCAUCUCAUUCGCACCAACGGUUAUUGGAGUGGUAAAACGUUGCGGACGUUACGUUCGGAUGAUCAGUUUUGGUCAACGAUGGCUUAAAAUCUCACAGCCUAUUAUUGACGCUAUUGCCGAUUAUUGCACUCGUCUAACAGAACUUGAUCUUGGCUGCAUUAUUUUGGAUGCUGAUAUAUCCAUCUUAUUGGAGAAGACUGGCGAGAAUUUGGAAAUAUUUUCAUUGGAAGAGACUAGCUGGGUGAAUAAAGAUGAUGGCGAUAAGGUGCAAGAUUUCUUUCAGCGAAUGAAAAGACUGAAUAAAAUCAAUCUCAGACGAGCUUCAUUUAAAUUGAACAGACUUCACGAACUUCCUUCCUGCCUCAAAAGCAUUGAGAUCAGUGGAGCGAAUUCACUUCCAGCCGAAAUCUUAAAUGUAUUUCUCGCCCUACAUCCAAACCUGACUGAACUAGAAUUAAGUCCAUUAUCAGUAACAGAUGAUAUGACUUUAUCAUAUAUCAGUGGCCUACCAGCACUACAAUCUCUCCACAUAGGAUAUAUACAAAAAGAAGCUCAAGUUCUUCCAAUGGAACCCUUAGCAUUUUGCAGUACUAUUCAAAACCUACACAUUCAGAACUGCACUGCUUUGACAGGGCAAAGUUUACGACUAAUACUAGAAGGACUGGUGAAUUUGCGAUCACUGACAGUUAUGAGUUGCUCAAAAGUGUUUGAUUAUUCUUCGUUAUCACAAUGCCGUUUGCUAGAUUCGUUAAGUAUCGGAUACUCGCCCCAUCUCUCUGAUGAGGAACUAAUUCCACUAGCUGCACACAAGAGGCUACGCUCACUGACACUCAACAAGUGCUUCAAUAUCACCAACAGCUCCGUACUAACUAUAAUCAGAGAAUGCACACUGAAUAAUAUUGCACUCAUCAACUGCGAUGGAAUAACAGAUGAAGUGCUUUACUCUUUAGCAUCAAUUCAGUAUGUCAUUGAAACGAUUUCUGUACAAGGAUGUGCUUGCAUUACCAGCAAAGGUGUAGCAGUUCUUGCACUAAUGAAAAAUAUUACAAAACUACGAGAGCUCGAUAUUAGCUAUAAUAGAAACAUUGAUGAUAUGGCGAUACUAUCAAUUCAUAACGGACUUAAACUAAAAAAAAGAGAAAAUGAACAAAACUGUGCAAAUGGAGACAAGGAAAACGAGAUACAACAAUCUCAUACUUCCAAUGACCUAUUGACAAUUUACAUAUUCAAAACAAGCGUUUCGUUCCGGAUUGAGUCUCACGUGAGUGAUUUGAUCAAUUUAUCAAAUUAA
This is a messenger RNA of Brugia malayi, 1542 nucleotides long. RefSeq lists its product as uncharacterized. Gene Ontology annotation, molecular function: protein binding. Gene Ontology annotation, cellular component: SCF ubiquitin ligase complex. Gene Ontology annotation, biological process: SCF-dependent proteasomal ubiquitin-dependent protein catabolic process. The transcript is spliced from 11 exons. The record is from RefSeq and is a predicted model, not a curated record. NCBI's taxonomy places the organism in Eukaryota, Metazoa, Nematoda, Chromadorea, Rhabditida, Onchocercidae. The coding region runs from base 1 to 1542 and encodes 513 amino acids.